ACUUUGAAGGGGCAACAAGGGCAAUUUCGUCAUUGAGAAAUCCAAUCGCCUUGUUGGGUGUAGGGUUGGUUGGCAAUCUGCUGAGCUGCUGAGGCAAACCAGUGUUCCCGUCCAAGAUCAGAGGCUCGCGCUCGGUCUAAAGGCUCAACCUUUGAUCUCCUGAUGUCAGGGAGAAACCGUGUGUCUUGCCAUUCUAACGGUUAUCGAGGUUAUCGUGAUGAUCCACGACCUGUUAUGAACAGAGGGCUGGGACCCUUGUCUAUUCACCUUGCAGCUUUGGAAGAACAACUUGCUGUGCAGCAUAGAGAAAUGCAGCGAAUUAUUGCUGAGAACCGGCUUGUAAUUGAAGAUAAUACCCUUCUUCAAAGGCAAUUGGCAGAUGCGAAAGAUGAAAUUCAUAGAUUGGGGCAGGCCAUACCUAAAAUCCGGGCUGAGAAAGAGGCGCAGUCUCAGGAGUUGAUUGAGAGAGGAUUGAAGCUAGAAGCCGAUCUCCGUGCUACAGAUCCUUUAAAGGCAGAAGUUGUGCAGUUAAGAGCUGAAGUUCAUAAAUUAAAUAAUUUACGGCAGGAACUGUCUUCCCAAGUCCAAGGUCUGACACAGGACGUUACUCGGUUGCAAGCAGAGAAUCGGCAACUAAUUGCCAUGAGGGCUGAUAUUGAUGGGAUGCGAAACGAGCUUUUCGAGACCAGGAGAGCUUAUGAAUUUGAGAGGAAAGCCAAUGAAGAACUAGUUGAACAAAAGCAAGCAAUGGAAAAGAACCUCGUUUCCAUGGCUCGUGAAAUAGAGAAGCUAAGAGCAGAGCAGCUGAAUGCAGACAGGAGGGCACGAGGACUAGGUGGUGGGGGUUAUGGAAUGAUGAAUGGAAGUCCCGAGAUGAGAUAUUCAGGUCGUCCAUAUCACAAUGGCCAUAGUACUGGUUGGGGACCCUAUGAUAAGCGUGGAUCACGGCAUUAAGUUGUCCUAAGAAUAUCAAAUGCUCUGGAAUUGGUAAAAGAAAAGAGAUCUUGGCCAUGUAUUUAUUUUUUUUACUUACGACAAGAUGAGAUGUAGUAACUAGGAAGUGAGUAGUAGGCAAGAUAAAUGUGUGAAGGGGAAAGCGGGGUUGUGUCUUAGGGUCCGUAUUGGAAGUAAAUAUGGAUAAAUUAGUAUCAUUUUAAGGGGGUUUUUAGAUUGCUUCUGGAAUGAUUACUGAUUUAUGACAAUCAAAACCCCUUUAAACUA
Pyrus x bretschneideri (Chinese white pear) is the source of this 1221-nucleotide messenger RNA. Its product is annotated as protein FLX-like 3. The record is from RefSeq and is a predicted model, not a curated record. Lineage: Eukaryota; Viridiplantae; Streptophyta; Magnoliopsida; Rosales; Rosaceae. The coding region runs from base 163 to 954 and encodes 263 amino acids. The transcript has 4 exons.